GUUCAGGAGUGAGAAUACGAAAACACGUGGAGCCCUUGGGUGUGCAAGUUCGGGGUGGAGGCUCUCCUCCGUGGCGAGCCGGUUCUGCCCCUGAAAGCGCCCUCCCCGCUGUCAGACAGGUUUGGAGGAGUGUUUCAAUCCACGCGGGGCGCCGCCGCGCGCUCAGAAUGGUGACACACCUGCUGGCUCCCCAGGGGUCUCAGUCCGUCUAAGCACUCCGAGGUGGUUGCCUCCCGCCUGGCAGCUCAAGGGCAGAGCGACCCGAUUUUCUACCCACCCGUGUGUCCUGAUACACUUUAGCGGUCGCCCUGGCGGACGGUAGGAUGCUAAAGGUGGAAACCCGAUCUCAGUGAGAUUUGAGCCUGUGGAAUCCAGGUGAAAGGUCGCUGUCAGUCGGUUUGUGCGGCGGGGAAGCUUUGAUCCACAGGGCGGCAGAGGGCAGAAGAGGACCUGAGCCUCGGAGUGGUACUGCCCACAUUUGAGAAGGAUCUUCCGACCUCAGUUAACCCAAUCGAGGUAAUCCUCCACAGAUACUCCCAGAGGCCUGUCUCCAUCAUGAGUUUAGAGCUUGUCAAGUUAACAGACCUGUACAGAGAUGUGACUCCCACCCUGGGCUGUGCUCCCAGCCAUGGCUGACACCGUCUUCAGCAGUGGGAAUGAUCAGUGGGUUUGCCCCAACGAUCGGCAGCUCGCUCUGAGAGCCAAGCUGCAGACAGGCUGGUCUGUGCAUACAUACCAGACGGAGAAGCAAAGGAGGAGCCAGUGUCUGAGCCCUGGAGAGCUGGAGGUCAUCCUGCAGGUCAUCCAGAGAGCAGAGCGGUUGGACAUCCUGGAGCAGCAGAGGAUCGGGCGUCUGGUGGAACGGCUGGAGACUAUGCAGCGGAAUGUGAUGGGCAACGGCCUCUCCCAGUGUCUGCUCUGCGGGGAGGUGUUGGGAUUCCUGGGCAGUGCCUCUGUAUUCUGCAAAGACUGCAGGAAGAAAGUCUGCACCAAAUGCGGGAUCGAGGCCUCCCCCGGCCAGAAGCGGCCCCUGUGGCUGUGUAAGAUCUGCAGUGAGCAAAGAGAGGUCUGGAAGAGGUCGGGGGCCUGGUUCUACAAAGGGCUCCCCAAGUACAUCUUGCCUCUGAAGACACCAGGCCGGGCUGAUGAUCCCCAUCUCCGACCUUUGCCUGUGGAGCCCAUAGAACCCCAGCCUCAGAGUGCUGAAGCCAGCCGUGUCUACACAUGGGCCCGAGGGAGAGUGGUUUCCAGUGACAGUGACUCGGACCUCAGCUCCUCCAGCCUGGAGGACAGUGCCACACCCACCGUGGUCAAGGACACAAAAGGUGACAAGCCUAGAGGGGAUGCUGGUGGCAGCAUGGAGUUGCCCAGGAUGGGGCCUGCAUGCUCACCCAGCCAUCUCUCGGGCAGCCAGAGCAGCCUGGCCAGUGAGACUGGGGCAGGUGCCUCAGACCCACAGGGGGACAACCCACCCCGGCCUGAGCCCAGGGUGUCCGGUAAAAGACAUACAUGGACAACUCCCCGCUGCUGAUGUGACCACCUGGCAUCCCUAGGCUGAGGCAGACCCUCCAGAGGCAGAUUCGGGGAGAGAACACAAGGCUCCCUGACUCCUUGCUGAAGGUCCUUGAGGUCUCGCAAGCACCCUGAUGGCCUCGACCUCCAACUCAACAAACCAGUGUUUGGGGACCGAGUGCUUGUCCCCACCUAAUGCCUUGCUGCACCCUCCUAGGCAGAAAGCCUCUUUUUCUACCACCUCACUCAGUCCCCCCGCCACCGCCUUUAUUUAUUGUCCUACCCACCCACCCCAGUCAUCCCCAUGUUUGAUUUGCUUGGGUCUUGGGUUGGGCUGAGAGGGCCUUCCUAUAUGCACUGAAAUCUCAGUGGGGCCACCCAGGGCUUUCUUUGUGCUAAUGGUGAGAAGAAAUCUAACCCUGAGUAUGACCCUGCAAAGCUGAGCGAGCCCUCAGUGUGGAGCAGUGCCCUAUCUGCCCUAGGCCAGCCUAGGAGCUGGGUUUAACCCAGCUUUGAGGUUUCCCUGAAGCCCCUGUUGGCCUCCAGGUUUUUGCUCAGCCUGGGCACAUAGCUCCCCUGAUAUUAAAACACUUUUUGUUCUUCAAUGGAAAACAAGGCUCCUACCCUGUCUCAUGUUCACUGACCCAGCCUGGAAGUUUCUCAUUCUCAAACCAAAGAAGGCAUGAAAAAUGAACUAUAAAUGCUUCUAGAAAGCCCUUCCCUGGGGUGGGUGGGGGUAUGUGUCUAUGUCCUUCCUUCCCUCUUAGUCUAGUUCCAUCCUUCCCCACCACCAUCCCUUUAUCCUUGGAGUGUUUUCUCUCCAAGGCCACCACUGUUAGCCUUGUGCCCUUGCUGUGGGCAGAAGACAAAGAAACUCUCAGUUUCCCUGUGACAUGUAAUGCUUCAGGAUUAAAAUAAUCAACAUGAGAAUUUU
This is a messenger RNA of Cricetulus griseus (Chinese hamster), 2446 nucleotides long. The record is from RefSeq and is a predicted model, not a curated record. NCBI's taxonomy places the organism in Eukaryota, Metazoa, Chordata, Mammalia, Rodentia, Cricetidae.